Molecule: messenger RNA, 549 nt
Organism: Biomphalaria glabrata
Lineage: Eukaryota; Metazoa; Mollusca; Gastropoda; Planorbidae
Exons: 1
Coding region: 1-549 (182 amino acids)
Source: RefSeq, a predicted model, not a curated record
AUGGAUAAAACAAAAGCUAAAACCAAGCAACGUUUAACUGGAGGAAACAAAAAAGGAGCUAAACCUCAAGCCAGCAAGAAACGAUGCCAAACCAAAUCGAAUGAGAAGACUUGCCAACGUUCACUGAAAUCUCGAAGAAUUAGUUCCCCUAGUAGCAGCAGCAGCAGCAGUUCAUCCUACUCAAGCGACAGCGACACUGACUGUAGCUCUGAUAGUUACAGCUCCAGUGACUCUUUUUGUACCACCUGCUCCAGUGAUUGUGACUGCUCUCACUGUAUGACUCCAAGUGACAGUUCAUCUUAUACCUCAUCAAGUUACUCAUCCGAUACAUCUUCCUCUGAUGAUGACCACUGCUGUAAACGAAACUGCAAGCAUCCUAAAAGGAAAACAGUGAGCAAGAAUGUCUGCGGAAAAUCUAAAGGUACCACUCCAAAGAAAGUCAAAAAGACAACAAAGAAAUGUGGGGCACCUCCUAAGGCUGGUCGAAAGACAGCCGGCAGAAAACCAGCCAAGACGACCAAAAAGAAAUGCGGUGCUUCGAGAAAAUGA